AUGCUCCGCCAGUUGCCGCCACCACCUCUGCUGCUGCGUCACUCGAGAACAAAGAAGAAAAGAAAGGAUCUCGCCGGCCACCACAAGAGAGACGCGUUCUGUUCAACAUCAUGUCCGGAAAAUCGAUGUCAAAGUGUUGAGGUGUUGUCGGGGAAGAGUUUAGAAUGCCGUGAAGGUUCUGAUCUUCGGCCCGGUGAUCAGAAUUACCCUUCCUUCCCGGUGAAUGACUCACUCUGA
Linum trigynum is the source of this 237-nucleotide messenger RNA. Lineage: Eukaryota; Viridiplantae; Streptophyta; Magnoliopsida; Malpighiales; Linaceae. The record is from the annotation of a GenBank genome assembly.